AACCCCGGUGCAUCUUGGGAAGAAGAACGUGUCGUCGUUUGUUAAUGGGAGAGACGUCUUUUAUCGCGCCCGAUCGUGAAAUUUUGGAAAUAUCAACUCCAAGACCUUGUACGGUAUAAUUAAGAUAAUACCGCACUGGGGUCGUGUGGUCGCAGUGGGAACAAAUGGGAGCAGAUAAAAGGAUAAGUAGGACUGAACGGAGCGGCAGGUAUGGCUCCGAUGCACCCCGUGACUCUUCUGAUUGGCGCGACAGACGAGAAAGGGAUCAAGAACGUGAUCGCCGAUGGUCGGAUGAGAGACGUGGCGAUCGCAAUGAAGGGGAGCGUGAGAGAGAUCGAGAUCGUGAACGUGAUCGUGAUCGUCGAGGAUCCAGAGACAGUCCAGAUCCAAGAGAGCGGAAAAGACGCAACAGUGACAGAUCCGAAGAUGGCUAUCACUCUGAUGGAGACUACCCUGAUCAAGAUUAUAGAAGAGAACCUGGGGAUGAUAAGAGGAGCAAGACCAUCAUGCUCUGGGGUCUCUCCCCUCAUGUCACUGAGGAAGAUAUUUGUUUUGCCAUCGAUCAACUGGAGGGCCCCCAGCCUGCCGAUGUCAGACUGAUGAAAAAGAAAACAGGUAUAAGCCGUGGUUUCGCCUUCGUGGACUUUUAUCACUUGCAAGAUGCUACCCGAUGGAUGGAGACCAAUCAGAAACGUCUGGUCAUCCAAGGGAAAAGUGUGGACAUGCACUACAGUCAUCCCAGACACAACUACGGAGACUGGCUCUGCAACACUUGUGGCCUGUACAAUUUCCGGAGGCGGCUGAAGUGCUUCAGGUGUGGAGCAACCAAAGUUGAAUGUGAGAUGAGCAGUAAUGCUGAUAUUCCUGAAAAUCAGCCCGGUGGAGACUUCUGUGGUGACACAAUCAUCCUUAGAAAUAUCUCCCCCCUGUGCACCGUGGAAGCAGUCAUGACCGUCCUGGCACCAUAUGCUAAUCUUUAUCCGAGCAACAUUCGCCUCAUAAAGGACAAACAGACCGGCCAAAACAGAGGCUUUGCCUUUGUUCAGCUGUCUUCUCCUCUGGAGGCUUCUCAGCUGCUUACAAUCUUGCAAGGACUUCAGCCUCCUCUAAAGUUGGAUGGGAAAACAAUUGGAGUGGAUUAUGCCAAGAGUGCUAGAAAGGACCUUUUACUCCCUGAUGGGAAUCGCAUCAGUGCCUUCUCUGUUGCGAGCACAGCUAUCGCUGCAGCUCAGUGGUCCUCAAGUCAGCCGCAGCCAAAUACAGAAGGAGUUUCUGAGUACAGCCUCUUGCACGAAGGUUACACGCCAAUGUCACAGGGAUACUAUCAAGUUGCAGGAGCCAGCACGUCACAGGAGAACGGGAUUCUCGGAGCCGCGCCUAAUAUGAAGAUUGUCCCGCCUGCCACUGGGGUGGUUCUCUCCCCCACCAUGCAAGUCUACCAACCCCAUAUAAUUGGCCAGCCUGCUCUUCAAGCAAUGCAGCUGGCCCAACCGUUAGACCCCAAAUCUCAGACUGGAACUGUCUCAGGUGGGGAUGCUGCGCCUGUUACCUCGGCAACAGCUGCCACGGCAGCCACAACCUCAGGACAAACUGCAGACACUGCCACAGCCGUUCCAGAUACAUCCACGUAUCAGUAUGAUGAAUCAUCUGGCUAUUACUUUGACCCCCAAUCUGGCCUCUACUAUGACCCAAACACACACUAUUAUUACAACUCCCAGACUCAGCAGUUUCUUUACUGGGAUGCUGAGAAGCAGACAUACGUACCCGUCUCAGUCGAUGCAAACGCCGCUCUCACUUCCACUACUGCUAAUGCUAAAGAACCCCGUGAAGGAAAGGAGAAGAAGGAAAAGCCCAAGAGCAAAACUGCUCAGCAGAUUGCUAAAGAUAUGGAGCGUUGGGCUAAAAGUCUCAAUAAACAGAAGGAGAACUUUAGGAGCAGCUUUCAGCCAAUCAGUCAAGAGGAAAGGAAGGAGGCUGCUGCCGCCGACGCUGGCUUCACACUUUUUGAGAAAAAGCAAGCUGGGAUUCUAGACAGGCUCAUUCCAGAGAUGAUCAAUGUCCCUGAACAGGAAGCAGCCACCAGCUCCGCCAACACCUCCAAGUGUGGCCUUGUGGCAGCAUACAGCGGAGACAGUGACCCCGAGGAGGCAGCCGACGGAGAUGGGGCCCAGGACAAGUUGACCGAUUGGAAGAAGCUCGCCUGCUUGUUGUGUAGGAGGCAGUUUCCCAAUAAAGAAGGUUUGAUACGCCACCAGCAGCUGUCUGACCUCCACAAGAAAAAUCUGGAAGUUAUGCGGCGAUCCCAAAUGAGUGAAGCUGAGCUGGAGGAGUUGGAGCGAAGAGAAACUGAGUUGAAGUACAGAGACAGAGCAGCCGAGAGAAGAGAAAAGUACGGCAUCCCUGAACCACCUGCUCCCAAAAAGAAGAAAUACAGCCAGCCAACACCAGUCGUUAACUACGAGCAGCCCACCAAAGAUGGCCUCAACAGUGACAAUAUUGGCAACAAAAUGCUGCAAGCUAUGGGCUGGAAGGAGGGUAAAGGCCUGGGCCGAAACCAGCAGGGCAUCACUGCACCCAUUCAGGCCCAACUGAGAACCAAAGGAGCCGGUCUGGGUACUAAAGGCAGCAACUACACCCUGUCUGCAUCCGACACUUACAAAGAUGCAGUCCGCAAAGCCAUGUUUGCCCGCUUUACUGAGCUGGAGUGAACGAGAUCAAUGGACGGUUACCGGAGACUAAAUUGAUAGCAUCUCUGAAGUGGUACAGCACAGACUUCCGUGUGUGCUCAUCGUUCCUCGUUAUUUUUGGCCUCUAGCUGCAGUGGCUUAACCAUCCAAUAGAAAGAAUUCCAGAUAGAGGCAAAUGAAAAUAAGUAAAUAUAAUUUAUACAUUGUACAUUUGCACAGUCUCUUGUUUAAAUAUUUCUUUUUUUGUGCAGUCAUAAUCUGCAAUUUCCUCUGUUCAUCACGCUGUACAGUUUAUAUUAAGUCUUGUCUGCUUACGACAAAUAAAUGUUUAAAAAAAUGA
Molecule: messenger RNA, 3027 nt
Organism: Syngnathoides biaculeatus (alligator pipefish)
Lineage: Eukaryota; Metazoa; Chordata; Actinopteri; Syngnathiformes; Syngnathidae
Gene: rbm5
Product: RNA binding motif protein 5
Exons: 25
Coding region: 165-2708 (847 amino acids)
Biological process (GO): mRNA splicing, via spliceosome
Cellular component (GO): nucleus
Molecular function (GO): RNA binding
Source: RefSeq, a predicted model, not a curated record